AAAUUAUUAUGACUGACCUAGAGACGCCGAAAAAUUUACUCAAGCCCAUUCUAAUCCUGAGGGAUGCUGGCUCUAGCGGGGACGGGAUGUCGACCAAGAAGCCAAAGAAGCACGUCACUUUCAAGCGCGUCGUUGAGUACUACACCUACUCAGAUAACAUGAAGAUGCAGCUGGAAAAGACGAGCUUGCUCCCGGACGAGAACUUGCAACUGAGUGGGGUGGAGAUACCAAAGCGGCGCCUCAGCGAGGGCAAUUUAUAACUUCUCCCAGGGCCAUUUACGACACUCGGAAAAUCAAACAGAAAGAAGCGGAUGCGGAUGCGGAAACGGUAACGGAUGUUGGAAAUUGGCGACGUGACACUUUUAACCUAAUUGGAAAACAAACGUGUCUCUGUGCCCCAUAUUUUGCACUUUAUUAUGGACAGGCCAGGGUAUAGCGAUACACACAAUAUUCUAUAUAUUUCAUCUAAAAUGGCUCAAAUAUAUUUGUACUUAAAGCCGCUAUUCGGCAUU
Messenger RNA from Drosophila persimilis, 512 nucleotides. RefSeq lists its product as uncharacterized. NCBI's taxonomy places the organism in Eukaryota, Metazoa, Arthropoda, Insecta, Diptera, Drosophilidae. The record is from RefSeq and is a predicted model, not a curated record. The coding region runs from base 9 to 260 and encodes 83 amino acids. The transcript has 2 exons.